CAUCCAAAACCCCGCACAUUCUUCGCGGUUCACAUACAUAUCCAUUCUCUCAAUGCUGCAACCCCCACAUCUACCUCGCAUAUUCUUUCCGGCCAAUCGGAGUUCCAUAGUUGAACUCCUAAACGAUUGUGCAUUCUGGUAUACCCGGGUCACAGACAGAUAUGAGCACGAGACGUAGGCAAAGGCUCUUGGCACGAGAGAUUUCGUCAUGGCUGAUUCAUCGAGUUUCCGGGAUCUUUUGGUGUUUGAGUACUUUGGAGGUGGUCUUGAUGAGAAGCUUGAUUGCAAAAACACCCGCUAACUCGCUGGCAUCCCAAGAAAUGCUUCAUCAGCAUUCUUUAUCCGAUCAGAUCAGCCCCUCCUAUGCGUUCUCAAAAUUCGGGAACAACCCUCCGAAGAAAUCCAAAUUCGGUUGCAGCACAUCGCUCGCCCCUGGCAUCGAAGAGACUUCCAUGUCCAUGUUCAUGUAUAAGUCCAUGUCCAUCAGGAAGGAAUCACCAAGAUUACCAGAUCCUUGAAACGUUGCUGUCUGCUCGGGAUAACUAUUGUUCCUGAU
Hyaloscypha bicolor E is the source of this 556-nucleotide messenger RNA. RefSeq lists its product as uncharacterized. The transcript has a single exon. The record is from RefSeq and is a predicted model, not a curated record. The coding region runs from base 162 to 518 and encodes 118 amino acids. NCBI's taxonomy places the organism in Eukaryota, Fungi, Ascomycota, Leotiomycetes, Helotiales, Hyaloscyphaceae.